Lycium barbarum (goji berry) is the source of this 567-nucleotide messenger RNA. RefSeq names its product agamous-like MADS-box protein AGL29. The transcript has a single exon. Gene Ontology annotation, biological process: regulation of transcription by RNA polymerase II. Bases 1 to 567 code for a protein of 188 amino acids. NCBI's taxonomy places the organism in Eukaryota, Viridiplantae, Streptophyta, Magnoliopsida, Solanales, Solanaceae. Gene Ontology annotation, molecular function: DNA-binding transcription factor activity, RNA polymerase II-specific; RNA polymerase II cis-regulatory region sequence-specific DNA binding; protein dimerization activity. The record is from RefSeq and is a predicted model, not a curated record.
AUGUUUUUAAUCAUUCUCCUUAUAAGUUUAGCAUUGGAGAAUAAGAACACUAUAGAUCGUCAAGCGAUAUCAAUGAAAAAGGUAGAAAAGAAAGAUGACCAAAAUGCUACAUUCUUAAAGCAUCGUAGGGGUUUGUACAAAAAGGCUAGCAAACUCGUUACAGAAUGCAAUGUUGAUAUUGGAAUAGUCAUGCUUUCCCCUACUAGUAAGCCUUUUUCGUUUUUUCACCCAACAACUGAUGUUGUUGUUUCCCGUUUUCUGAAUCCUAAUAUGCAAUUAAGUGAAAGUACUUGCCUAGUCGCGGCUCAUGCUCGAAAUAGAGUGAACCAACUCAACAACAGGCUUAAAGAACUUGAUAGCAUAGAAGAGGCUGCAAUCGCUCAAACAAUUUUAUAUGACCAAGUGACAGAAACUAGACAGAGAGGUCGGUGGGAGUCAAUUGAGCAGCUUAAUGCAAAUGAAGUAACAAAAUUUGAAGCUUGGUUAAAUACCGCCAGUUCUAAUAUGUACUGUCGUUUGAAGGAAUUGGAAAAUGGAGUUUCACCCUCAUCCACAUCUGAAGUUUGA